AACGUGCCGCUUUUUUUUUUUUGCCAUGUCGGUGUCUUUCGGAGGUUCUUCGAGAUAUUUGUAGUUCAGUCUAGUUUUGUAGAAGAUGAAUGAUAUGGGACUUGGGUCACGGGCAAGAAGAUCCCUCCAGUUAGAGAACCAAGGCAUAAAAAAAGGUCAAAGGACACCUAAAAAAAGCCACCUAGCCGAUAAAACAUUCUCUCCUGUGACUGGAACCCGCCAAAUAAGCCCAAUUCACACAUCAAAGCAAGUUUCUCCUUCAAAGAAAGCUGGAACUGUUGCCACAAAAGACAAGGCUUUGGAUCUGACUGACAAGCCAAACCCUGAUUCCCAAGAAGACAGGUUACAUUCACUGAGAAUAAAGGUGGAAAAGUCACUGCAAGAUUUUGAAAAAGCUAGAGAGCAAUUAUUAAGUUUACAGACUUUGGAGGGCAGCAGUGAACUGGGGAGAAUUUUCAAAGGAAGCUCUGCUGAUAUCCGGCAAGAACUUUCAAGAAACAGGCAGCUAAUGGAGGAUCUUGGAAAGCAGAACUUGUAUAAAACACAUUAUCCACCCGCUCAGACAGAUCUGAUUCAGAUUGGCAGCAGUUAUAACUUUUUGAAAUCGGUGGCAAAAUAAGGUAAGC
This is a messenger RNA of Erpetoichthys calabaricus (reedfish), 626 nucleotides long. It is a transcript of the gene itgb3bp, whose product is annotated as integrin subunit beta 3 binding protein. Gene Ontology annotation, cellular component: nucleoplasm. Bases 86 to 619 code for a protein of 177 amino acids. The transcript has 8 exons. Gene Ontology annotation, biological process: regulation of DNA-templated transcription; CENP-A containing chromatin assembly. NCBI's taxonomy places the organism in Eukaryota, Metazoa, Chordata, Cladistia, Polypteriformes, Polypteridae. The record is from RefSeq and is a predicted model, not a curated record.